Molecule: messenger RNA, 4284 nt
Organism: Colius striatus (speckled mousebird)
Lineage: Eukaryota; Metazoa; Chordata; Aves; Coliiformes; Coliidae
Exons: 4
Coding region: 2112-3056 (314 amino acids)
Source: RefSeq, a predicted model, not a curated record
GCAAUGAGUGCUGCAGGCGGGCUGCCUCGCCUCUGAGCUCUCAGCAGCUUUGCGGAGCCCUGGGCAGAGGCUGUGGGCUCAGUGAGGCGGGAACAAGGAGAAGCAGCAAAGGAGGAGAUGGAGGGAUGAGGAAAAAUGGUCCCAUUUGAAACUCUCCUGCCGGAGAGCUGCGGGCAGAAAUAUUAAUGCACAGACACGGCAGCCUGAGUGGAGUGAAGCUGUCUGCGUGGAGGAUGCUUAAAACACACGGUUCAAGCACAUGCUGUUACAGAUUGCCUAUGAAUUGCCAUGCUCACCACCCAGCCACUCACACCACAGCUCUCCCUGCACAAUGUACUCCCAGCUGUCAUCGCCCAUGGGUGACAGAACCAUCCAUCACCUGCUUACAACCAAACGGGGACAGGACAAAGGACCUGGUACCAACCCGCUUGCUUUGUCUAGUGAGCAGACUGAUGAAGGUGCAGCAGCAUCUCCAGGGAAGGCUUGGGAAACAGCCUCCAUCCAUCCUUCAGCUUUUGGAGUGCUGCUGGUGCUGCAGAGAGGAGCCUGCAAGGAUGUCGAGGUCUCUUACCCAAACAGCAACUGAAAGCCCUGCCUUGCGUGUGAACGUUGGGGUGAUUUUUCCGCUGCAUGUGGCAUUUUGCUUCAUCUGACUGCAUUUCACCCCCGACAGCCACCAGCCUCCUGGCUGAGCUGUGGCUGCCAGGGACCAGGCUGGCUGGCGACACAACAGAGGGUGCAGAGGGGACACAAAUGUGAGCAUGGGUUGUGUAUCAACAGGUUCUCCAGCAGAGCCCUUCAUUGUGGGAGCAGCAUUUUGGGAUCUUGUGAUGUGCAUCCUCCCAGCUCGCCCCGAGCCCCUGGCUGCCGUGGCCCCGCAUCCCCUCAGGUGCCCUCUCCUCUCUGCCUUCCCAGGGCUGUGCCAGGCAGCCUCCCAGGUGCAUUUGAUUUCUCCCAGCGUUGGAGGUUUGCAGCCUGCUGCCAGCACAUCAGAGCAGAUCCCUGCCGUGAGCUGCUGUAGCUGGUGCCAGGUGGAACACUGAGCCCAUGGCCAAGUGAGGGAGGGAGCAGUGGGGACCAGUGGCUGCUCCUAAGGCCCUGCAGCAUCCCCUCCCCAGCAGUGGCAUCAGGGCUGUCCCCUCUCAGCCCUGGAAAAGCAGAAGAGGACCAAUAGGAGCUGCCUUUACUGAUUUCAGAGCAGGAAGGAGAGUUUUAGUCUCUGAUACAAGCUAAAGUGGUAGGCAGCAAUGCUGAGUGCCCCAUCCUGGCGUGCCCUGCAACACCCUGAGCCUCUUCCAAGACCUCUCCCACCACAGCAUGGCCAUGCUCCAACUGCCAAAACCAGUGAGAAAUGCCCCUUGACCCCUGGCAGAGUUGCACGAUGGAGACUUUUCAUCUGGUAAAACCAGUCUGAGCAGGAGGCUGAGGCUGCCAGAGCUGGGAGGAUCAUCACCAUCCUUCACCAAGGCUCCUGGAGGCAUGGGGUGACAAUGUGGGGUGCCCCGGCAGGCCCCGGGGAGCCGGCUGGGGACAAAGGGGAAGGAAGCAAACAUAUAUGUUGUGUGAAUGAAAAUGGGGCAGGCUGGAGUAGACAGUUGAUGUGGGAGGUGGAUGGGGAGGAAUUUGCUCUGGAGGCACUUGCUACUUCAGAUAGUUGGGAUGCCAGAGCCAGGAGGGUGUUUACAUUCCUGCCCUUAUCUGUUCACAAGCACCCUGGGGCCCCUUUCCCAUUGAACAGGUUGGAGGUUGGAGGGGGGCAGGGCAGGGGUGGGAGCAGGGAGCUGGGCCCAGCACUGGCCCUGAACCCCCUGGGUGGCUGGAGUUGCCUGUGGGAUCAGGGACAGGGGAUGUGGAUGUGGCAGCAAUGGGAUGAAGCCCAAUAGACCUUGUGUUUGCAUGGGGUGGGCAGGCUGUAUGCUCCCCAGAGCACCCUGCAUCCUUCCUGCCUCCACAACUCUCCAGCCAGGAUCCAAGGGUGCAGGUGACUCAAAGUUACCUGACAUUGUCUUCUUCUCUUGUCUUCACCUGUCCAGGUAUAAAUCCUCCUUUGCUUCUUGCACCUAAGCAGCACGAGUGCAAAACAGGCCCAUGGAGGAGCUGGGGGUCAAGGCAUGCCUGGAUGCAUCUGCUUCACUGUUGUGCAGACAAGGGGGCACUGUAGACAGACAGAGCUGUGCCCUGAGCCUGAGACCCAGUGGCUCUACCCUAGAGGUGGGCACAGGCAGCACCUCUGGGCACAGGCAGCCUUCCCACUCCAGGCACUGUCAGGGCGGAGUACAGGGAUGGAUGGGACAGCAUUGCAUGGCAGCAUGGCAUCACCAGCCUGUCUGCUCACUAAGUUGAACCUCAACCAUCUCCCCAGGAAAAUUCUAGCCCUGGGAGCAUGUCGUGUUUGCAGCCUGGGAGCUGGAAGGAGUCAGCAUCUGCAGCCCACGAUUAGGGCAUCCCCCAGAUCCGGCAUGGCUGGGCUGGCGAUGCAGCGUGUGUCGGACCUGGGCGGGGGCCGUGGGAGCUCAUGGCUCGGCAUUCCCGUGCAGUGCUGCUGCAUGCACUCACCUCACACGCCCCACAGCCCCACAGCCCCAUGGGCCCCCACAGAAGGAGCGGCCACGGGGACCACAGGCAGGGCAGGCCUGGGGCUGCUGGCUGCGGCCGGGCCGCGGUGCCGGGGGAAGCAGCCAGGCGUGCAGAGCUCACGGCCGUCUCUCCUCUGGGCUGGUAAUUGCCUGUUGGUGGGAGGCAGCGAGGGAGGGAGCUGUGGCUGCACCGGCACGGCUCUCGCCAGGGCUGAUGAUGGCAGAACUGCAACCUGGGGUGGGCAGCGCUGCCGGAUGAAGGAGGGAACUUCCCUGGUGUGUGGAGGCAGAGGCGGCCGCGGGAGAGGCGAAAACUCCUGGAGCCCUGAGGAGAACAAAGGCUGGCACCUCGUGCUGAGGCCUGAGGGAGAGGCCAGAGCAGCGCUGGCUCCACACACACCUUCCCCUGCGUGGGCUGCCUGCCAGAAACCAGCACAGCCUGUGCCAGCCCCGGCACGGGCCCCACCGGCAGAGCUCUGACCCACCGGCACCGCUGGGCCUGACUGUGGCCCUGUACAUGAGCUGUGCUAUGAGGUGCCCUGUAAGGACAGGGUUCAUCAUGGGCGGCGUGGGAGAGCCCAUCUGCACCCCAAAGGCAUCAGCCAUGGCACUGGGGCUCUGCCAGGACCUCCUGCAGUCACAGGAGGCUUGCUGUGCCCACAGCACUCCUGCUGGCACUGUCACUGCAGAAGCAGGGCUGCCACCCACCUGGUGGGCUAAUGCCCUGCACAGCAGCCCUGGGGCACAGAGACAGAGCCUGGCGGGGCUGGCUCUGCCCCAAACCACAUCCCCACUGAGAUAACCACAGGGUAGGCUGAGAAACAGGGACAUGGAGGGCAGUCUGCCCAGCGGCCCAGCAGCUCUGCCACCGCACCCGUCCUCUGCAGUUCCCCCACGCUGGUGUUCCCCUGGGCAUGGAGCUUGUUAGCCAAGAAAUGCUGUGGCAGUCUGCUGAGGCGUGAAGAUGCAUUCACCCGUGAGCAGCCCCCGAGGGAUGCUCGCUGCAGCGUGGCCCUGCGGCUCCGCUCUGACCCGCACGCCAGCACUCGCCUGCCGCAUCUGACAGCGUCUCAGUCCCUGAUACAGCUCCAACAGUGCUGCUCCUGCUCCCCAGACGCCUCACGAAUUAUGUUAAGUGAUGUGGGGCUGCAGUGCAGCCUGUGAGCCCCCGUGGCUGUCCUGCACUGGGAUGACAACUGCCCGUUGAUUCCUCCUCUGCUUUCUCUCUCUCGGUGAGCCUUUGAUCCGUGGCAAUACUUUGUCUCUCGCUCCACGACAACUUAAUUUCUAUAGUAACCUCCUGCGCUGGAUCUUGUCAAAAGGCCUUUUGAAAAUCAGAAUAAACUAUGCUGAGUGGUUUUUCUUCUACCCACUCUUUACUGAAGUAUUAGAAGACCUCUAAUAUAACAAAUGAGGCUGGAGGCUCCUGUGCAGAAGCUGUGCUGGCUCAAGCCGAGCACGUUGCAAUCUCCCAGCCACUCAGGUUUUGAUAACCGCCUCCACCAAUUUGCCACAGACAAAGGGUUUUCCCCUGCCAUGCUCCCACGGCAUCCUCAGGACCUCCCCUGCUGCAGCGGUCCCUGGAGACACCCUGGAGACGUGUUUCAGGAGAGCCCCGACCAUGCCCCGAGCCAGCAGUGAAGGAGGCUGCUGCAAACUGCUCCAGCUCGUUACAAAAUUUUAAUUAAUCUAUGAAAAUUUCCUAUCU